CGUAGUCAAGCUGCUGUUAGCAGUGGAAGUCCAGAUUGAUACAAUGAACAACCUCAUCAAGGGCUGCUGCCUGUGCCUGCUCCUAGUACUGAUUGACCAAGCGGAAUCCGCCCAAUCGUCGUCGACCAGAUUCAACGUGAGCUUCUCCCAGCUGGACUCCUGCGAAAGCUACUCUGUUCCGAACACAGGAUAUGGCUACCGGAAGUUCUACAUGCUGCGCGAGCUGAGCAACAACAACAGGAAGGCCGGCGAGCGGCUGCAUUUGAAAUUUUACGUCCUGACCGCCAUGGAUGCGCACAUCCUGCUCUCGGUGACGAAUCACCCACGCUUGAAUGAUCGCGUUUACGAGAUCGUGAUAGGCGCCGGCGGAAAUACGUUUUCCGCAAUCCGGAAUGCCAUGGGAAUGAGGCGGGUGGCCACGAGUCAAGAGCCGAACUUGGUAUCGCCGUACGAGCCGACGCCAAUUGAGAUUGUCCAAACGCAGAAUGGCGAGCUGUUUGUUUAUAUACCCGGCUUCAAGAAGGAGCCCCUGCUGCAGUUCAUCGAUGAAGCACCGCUGACCAUCAACUAUCUGAGCUUCAGCUCCUUUGGCUCGAACACCGCGCGUUGGUUCUACGACUGUGGCUUUGAUGGUUACGAGUCGGAGAUUGCACCGAUAGAGAAGGAGGAAACGAAAACUGAGAAACUGCUAAACCAACUGAACAUCCAGGCGGAAAAUGCCAGCUUGCCGGCUAAUCUCAGCUCCGUAUUGUUCCAUUUCCAAACGCGAUCCCUCGCCUACGAGCAAACCAAUUCCAUGCUCCAGACCCGCAUGCACAUGAUGAUGCACUGGCGGGACAGCCGACUUGGCUGGAAGCCCGCAGAUUUCGACUCGCUGGAAUCCUUCGAGCAUCCUGAACUGCGAAUUUGGAAGCCGCAGAUGUACGUCCUCAACGGUGCCCUGCAAUCCAUGGGUCAGGUCCUCCAAUCCUACGAGCUGAGGGUCUACGCCAACGGAAGCAUCACCCUGUACGCCCAAAACCUCCAGCUGGCCAGUUGGUGUGUGGACAGUGCCCGAAACUGGCCGAGCGAGCGCGUGACUUGCGACAUCGAACUGGGCCUCAUUGGCCAGGAGGGGCAGCAGAAUGUGGCGCUAAUCUACGAUGAUCAGCGCAAGCCCAUUGCGCCCAAUGAGCACGUGAACACGCCAUCCGGCUGGUCGUUCACGCAAAUGUCCGUGGUGAUGGUGGACAACGAUUCCCAGAGGCGAUACAGUCCCAAGGGUAUGAUGCAGAAAAUGAGCGGCGAUGUGGCCAUUGAGUUUACGCUGCAAAGGAAUCGUAACUUCUACAUGACCGUCUUCUACGUACCGUUGAUUGCCUGCCAGAUGUUCGUGAUAAUGUCCUUUGUACUGCGUUCUACUCGUAGGAGUUCCCUCAUCCUCAUCGCCCUGUUGAUCACAGCCUGGGGCUUAAUGUACAUGACGCGCCACGCCUCCCCGCAUUAUGUGCCGCCCAUGAUGACUGCAUAUAAAGUUAUCAUGAUGACCACCACCUAUUGCUACAUUCUGCACAUCUGCAUUAUUUGGCUGGAGUUGUAUCCACCCAGAUCGAAGGCACCUUCCUGGCUGGUUGGCCUGAUAAACUGCAAUGUUCUACGAUGUAUUCUAGGCCUAAGACUUGCGGAUUCCAGCGACUAUUGCGACAUUCAGGAGAAUCCCUGGCGGCAUCUGGCCAAGAUCCUGAACAACCUGAGCUCAAUCCUGGUCAUUAUAACCUUUGCCAUCGUAGAUAUUACGAGUGGGAUUUGAAAAAUAGAAUUUUUCUUUAUUGUGCAUUUGAGAGAAUAUUAAUGGUUCUUAAAUAAAUAAGAAGUAAA
Drosophila teissieri is the source of this 1857-nucleotide messenger RNA. RefSeq names its product acetylcholine receptor subunit beta (gene NtR). The transcript is spliced from 8 exons. Bases 44 to 1789 code for a protein of 581 amino acids. Gene Ontology annotation, biological process: monoatomic ion transport. NCBI's taxonomy places the organism in Eukaryota, Metazoa, Arthropoda, Insecta, Diptera, Drosophilidae. The record is from RefSeq and is a predicted model, not a curated record. Gene Ontology annotation, cellular component: membrane. Gene Ontology annotation, molecular function: extracellular ligand-gated monoatomic ion channel activity.